Molecule: messenger RNA, 2814 nt
Organism: Triplophysa dalaica
Lineage: Eukaryota; Metazoa; Chordata; Actinopteri; Cypriniformes; Nemacheilidae
Gene: ankrd40
Product: ankyrin repeat domain 40
Exons: 5
Coding region: 263-1453 (396 amino acids)
Molecular function (GO): protein binding
Source: RefSeq, a predicted model, not a curated record
GCCCCCAAUAUGGGCGCUGCGGCGGGGAUGAGAGGAAUGUAGUAGUCGGCAAAAGAUUUUUUUAAACACAUCCAAUACAUUACACAGCUUUUAUAGGUAGGACUUGAUCCUUAAGACUGUAAUUGUACUCCUCUCUCAUCCAUAGCGGAAAUCACCCAUAUUAUUCAAAAGUUCUGUCGGGUCGAGUGUCUUAUUUUGGUUCCUACUUGACAAACAGUGUGUCGGAUCGUAUGAAGCUUUUAUUUCCGUAAAGACUCGAAUAAUGUCAACGACAUCGCUGGAUAAAGAGCUGCAGGAGAGACUGAGAGAGGCCAGUGCCAUCGGAGAUUUAGAAGAGGUGAAGUCUUUAGUGGAGAGCGGAGUGAACGUCAACUCUCAAAAUGAGAUCAACGGAUGGACGUGUUUGCAUUGGGCCUGUAAAAGAAACCACAAACAGGUAGUGGCGUAUCUUCUGAACGCUGGAGCUGACAAGGACAUUCUAACUUCGAAAGCGGAAAUAGCCGUUCAGCUCACUUCCAAACCUGAAAUCAGACGACUCCUUGGAGUGGAAGAAGAAGAUGUUCCCGAGAUAAAGGAACCCGAGCUGCCAAUCAUCCCCAACUAUCUUUCCAACCCGCCCUUUCUGUUCAGCAAGCUGGAUAAAGAUAAUCUGAGUAUAUCGCAGCAUGUGUCACAGAACGGCACCAACAAUCAUCCAGAACCCUUAGAGUCUGAACCAGCAACCCUCUCCCCCACACAAGAGCAACAACUUCCUCCCCAACAGCCUAAGAGUCUUUACACAGACAGCCAGAGCCAGCAAGAGUUAUCCUACAUCCCCGUCGUGGAGCAGAACGGCGUUGUGCCGAGCCCUGUGGUGAACGGUGGUCUGCCCAUGGAGCUCUCCCCAGAGACUCAUCACACCAACCACUGCGAGUUUUCUCACCCUCAUUCCAGAGGACAGAACGGGCCGGUGUGCCCCACACUUCCCUCCCCCAGCGCGAGCACCAGCCAGUCCCAGGUUCCCAACGGCACCGUCACCCGCCAGCAAUCCAUCCCCCAACAGAUCAACUGCUCCCAGCUCGCCGGCUCCGUGCCUGCCUUCCAACCUUUCUUCUUCACCAGCACCUUUCCUGUUAACGUUCAAGAGCUUGUCGUGAAGGUGCGAAUCCAGAACAGCAACGUUAGAGAGAACGACUUCAUCGAAGUGGAACUUGACAGACAGGAGUUGACGUACAGGGCGCUGCUCCGCGUGUGCUGUCGCGAGCUGGACAUCAGCGCCGAGCACGUGGAGAAGAUCCGCAAGCUGCCCAACACUAUCCUCAGAAAGGAUAAGGAUGUGGCGAGGCUUCAGGACUUCCAGGAACUGGAGGUGGUCCUGGAGAAAACUGAAGGCUUGACGCUCUUCUCUGGAAGUCAGGGCGGUCUGACCGAUCGGCCCUGCUACAACAUGAAGGCAUCCCGGCUCACUUACUAGCUUCAUAUUAGCACCCCUGUAGGGCAAACUGACUCGCUGUUUUUUUGGGGACCUGCUCCUUUCCAUCCUAAACUAUUUACUAAUUUCUGUUCUCAAAAUGUAUUCCUAUCCUCCUCCGGUUUGGGUCGAUAACCUGUUACAGAUAUUAGCCUUACCCCUUCAUUAUUCAUUAUCAGAUGGAUCUUUAGUGCCUCCUCCAGUGUAUCCAUAGAUAACUCGUUUCAGCUCUUAACAGGUUUUGGCAGGUUUAGCUCUGGGACAGCUUUUUUCAUCGCCCACGCUUCAAUUUGAAUAUUUAAAUGCAUUUUGUUCACAACUGAACAUGGGAAAAUAUUCAAAAACCACCAAAUUUGCAUACUUUCCGAUCCUGGGAUCUGUCUUGCCUUUGUAUCGGGUCACUGUGCGAGAACUGGUGUGCUGCUUCAACAGAGAUCGGUCGAUCGUACGUCCACCGCAGUGGACGUCCACCGUUCCAUCUCAAGAGAGUGAACUGUCAAGUGAAUGCUUAUAUUGAUCCAGGAAAGCCAGUUAUUUCAUUUAAUGUUUUGAAACCAAGAUGUUAUUUUGUUGCCAGACAGCUCUCUGUGCACUUUAACCAAACCUUGCCAUUAUUUGAAAAUUUUCUUUUUAUUGAGCCAUUUCAGUGCUGUUUCUCAAAUGCUGUUCAGUCAAUGUAAGCCAAAUAUUUUCUGUAGGCUGCUCUGUGACUGUUUGGAAUAGACCGACCUCAAGAUUUUGCAAAUGCCCCUUAUUUGCCCACUAAACAUUGUAGCAAGUUCCUUUUUAUUCCCCCAAGGAAGAGCUUGAUUUGAGAUAAAAUAAUACAUCUUCAACCCCAGAGAGCAUCCGUUGAUUCUCAUAUUGGCCUCCCUUGAGUUUGGUUCUGUGAAGAUGUUUAAUUCUCACAUAUUUGAUACGCAUGAUGUGUAUUUGAGCGGAGCCGUUCUUAAAUACUGCAUUCUUUAACAUACUUUAAAAUUGCAGUUUGGUUAAUUCAACCGUGGAAAAUGUUUGAGAUUAGAUUUAGAAGAGAUGCUUAAACACUACAUUGUUGUAUAUUAGCUUUCGACUUUAUACAGGUUGUGUUAACGUGGUAACGUCAAGUCAUGAUUUCUAAAAGAUUUCUCCAAAACAAAUAACGUUGUUUUGUAGUUUUGUUGGCAGGUUUGGCAGUCUAUCCAUAACCAAACAUAAUAUGAUUAACAUUCGUUGCUUCUAUUGUUCAAAGUUAACAUUAGCCAUUUAUGUUAACUUUGCAAGAUACACUGCUAAAUUAUGUCAUUUUUUUAUGUGCAAUUUUUUAGUAUGACAAAUACUAGAAUUUGAGGAUUAAAAGAAGGACAAACUUCAAUUGAAAUGAA